AUGGCUAAGUUUAUAAUUGAAAGGGAGUUUGUAAAGAACGUUAAACGAUUUGGUUUAAGAGGGCGAUCUAUUCAAUUUAGAUUAAAACAAAUACCUCCUAACGAAAACAGUCUAUUAUGGAUUAAGGGCGCGAUUCGGGAGAUAGUUAGGUACGCCUGCGAUAAGAUUUCUGCUGAAGAUAUGAUAGGGUUUACCUUUUGUUCCAAAAAAUUUUCGCGCGGAGAGGGAUAUUUGAAGUUUCAACGUGCCGAUUCAGUGCAUUUUGAUGAUAUAUGGGAACUAAUUUCCUCUAUCUACCAAUCAAAUUCCGUGGGGUUGAGUACAGAUACGUUUUGUUUGGAAGUGACCAUUGUUCGUCCUCCAUUAGGUAGAGGAAGAAUGGCUAAUAAUAAAUAUAGCAGUUUCGAGGAGGAAUGCGCUGCGAGACAAGGGAUUGUUUGUAUUAAAAAUGUAGAUAAUUUAUGUUUACCGAGAGCUCUUGUUGUUGCUAUAGCUAAAGCAACCGGUGAUCCUGACUACCAUAAUAUACGCAAGGACAGAGCGCAAAUUCAAUACCAAAAAGCAAAACUGUUAAUGCAAGAAGCUGAAGUUGAAAUAGGAGCAAAUGGGGCAGGACCUUAUCCCGAUAUUCAGUACUAUGGGCCGGACACAAUGAUGCCGGAAGAUAGAGAAAAAUUCAUUCUUUGGUAUAAUGAAAACAAAGACAAAGUCUUUGAUAUGCAAAAAGAAAUUGUAUCGUACUGCGUAUCAGACGUGAAUAUUCUAACAACGGCUUGUUUAAAAUUCAGAGAUUUAUUAAUUCAAGCCGGUAAUAUCUGUCCAUUUUCGGAAGCCUGCACGAUUGCCAGUUCAUGUAAUAAAUUGUUUCGCCGAAAUUUUUUGAAAGCUGAUACCAUUGGUCUAAUUCCGAGAAAUGGCUAUCGUUAUCGGGAUAAUCAAUCAAAAAUAGCAAUUGAGUGGUUAAUAUGGGAGGAAAAAGUCAGAGAAAUUAACAUCUUGCACGCCGCCAAAGGGAAAGAAAUCGUAUUAGAUGGUUUACCGGUCGAUGGGUUUUGUGCUGAAACAAAUCAGGUAUUUGAAAUGAUGGGGUGUUUCUACCAUGGCUGCGUGAAAUGUUUUAAAAACGAUCGCGACAAACCUGUAUACAAUAACAGCGGAGAAACAAUGAAUUUAAGAUAUGAAAAUACUCGCUCCAAGAUAACUCGUUUAAAUGAAUUAGGGUACGAGGUCAUAAUGAAGUGGGAAUGUGAAUUUAAGCAAGAUAAAACCCAGGACAUUGCUAAGUAUGUAUUUGAACACCCGCUCAUCAAUUUCACCCCGUUAAAUGUGAGAGAUAGCUUUUAUGGUGGACGAACUGGAAACAUCAAGUCCUACUACAACGUGAAAGAAGGGGAGAAAAUAAAGUAUAUUGAUAUCUGCUCGUUGUACCCCUGGGUUUGUAAAUAUGGGAAAUUCCCGAUCGGACAUCCUAAAGUGAUCAUAGGGGACGACUGCUUAAAUCUCGAUAUUUCCAAAAUAGACGCUAUCAUUAAAUGUAAGGUACUACCUCCACAAAAUCUAUUUCACCCCGUACUUCCGAUAAAAUUAAAUAAAAAAUUAAUGUUCCCUUUGUGUCUGACGUGUGCCAAAAGUUUCAAUCAAGAGGAAUGCUGUCACGAUGUAGAGGAUAGGGCCAUUGUGGGCACUUGGGUUUCGGAUGAACUUGUGAAAGCUUUAGAAAAGGGGUAUGAAAUUUUAAAAAUUUACGAAGUUUGGGAUUAUAGAACCGAACAAUAUAAUGGGAAAUCAGGGGGAUUAUUCACAGAAAUGAUGAACACAUUUAUUAAAAUUAAACAAGAAGCAAGUGGGUGGCCCGCAAAUUGUAAAACGUACGAACAAAAAAUCGCAUAUAUCGAUAAAUUUUUGGAAAAAGAAGGGAUACGUUUGGAUUUUGACAAUAUUGUUAGUAACCCAGGUUUACGAUCACUGGCAAAACUUAUUUUAAACUCAUUUUUUGGUAAAUUUGGACAACGCGAAAAUCAACCAAAAACAAAAAUUAUUAAACAGUCAGCUGAUCUGUAUUCGCUAUUGCUUGAUCCGGCAGUUGAAGUUAUUGGAAUUUUGGCAAUUAACGAGGAAACUUUAGUAGUAAAUUAUCAAUACAAAGAAGAGUCAUAUAGCGCUUUAAGUACUGUUAAUGUUUCAAUUGCAGCAUAUGUCACUACGCAAGCCCGUUUAAAAUUGUACUCAUACAUGGAAAAGCUGGGGGAACGGGUACUGUAUUUUGAUACGGAUAGCAUCAUCUACAUCUCACGAGAAGGUGAAUAUGAACCCGAAACGGGUAACUAUCUUGGCGAUAUGACCAACGAACUGGAGGUUUACGGUCCUGAAAGUUAUAUCACCGAAUUUGCAUCAGGCGGACCAAAAAAUUAUGGUUUUGCGGUUUAUUCUCCUACGCAAGAUAAACACUUUCAAUCGUGUAAGGUCAAAGGGAUAUCUAUUAAUCAUGAAGUAUCAAAAUCGGUAAAUUUCGAAACAAUGAAGAAUAUGAUAAUUUACGAAGAGCCUCCACAAAAGAUAUUGUACAAGAAUUUUGAAAGAACCGUAGAUCAUCAAGUGUUAACUGUUGAAAAAGAGAAGAUAUUUCGUCCUAAUUUAUUGAAAAGACGUUUCAGCAAGUACGAUUCAUAUCCUUACGGGUUUAAAAAAGUUAAAAAAGGGGAGGGUGAAGAGGAAAAAACCUCAAAAAUCGACAUCGUCGAGUAA
Messenger RNA from Photinus pyralis (common eastern firefly), 2745 nucleotides. RefSeq lists its product as uncharacterized. Bases 1 to 2745 code for a protein of 914 amino acids. The transcript is spliced from 2 exons. Gene Ontology annotation, molecular function: DNA binding; DNA-directed DNA polymerase activity; nucleotide binding. Lineage: Eukaryota; Metazoa; Arthropoda; Insecta; Coleoptera; Lampyridae. The record is from RefSeq and is a predicted model, not a curated record. Gene Ontology annotation, biological process: DNA replication.